GCAGAGCUUUAGUCCAGACGAGCCUCUCUGUUUCUCUCUAAAGAAACAACUGAAUCCAGCAGCUUCUCAUCAACAACACAACAGGAUCUGUGACAAACUCUGAGCAUCGAUAUGUCUACUGCCAGCUGUCUGCUGACUGAAGAUCGGUUCCUGUGCUCCAUCUGUCUGGAUGUGUUCACUCAUCCAGUCACCACACCAUGUGGACACAACUUCUGUAAAGCCUGCAUCACUGACCACUGGGACGUUAAUGUCCUGCCUAACUGUCCCAACUGUAAAAAGCUCUUCUCCACCAGACCUGAGCUGCAGGUCAACACGUUCAUCUCUGAGAUGGCUGCUCAGUUCAGACUGUCAGCUCAACAGAAAGCCAGCAGCAGCAGCUCAGAGCAACAAGCUGCCCAACCAGGAGAAGUUCCCUGUGACGUCUGCACUGGAACCAAAGUGAAGGCCCUCAAGUCCUGCCUGGUGUGUCUGGUCUCCUACUGUGAGGCUCACCUGGAGCCUCAUCUGACUACGUCAGGUCUGAAGAGACAUCAGCUCAUGGACCCAGUGAAGAACCUGGCAGCCAGGAUGUGUACGAAGCAUGAUAAACUGCUGGAGCUGUUCUGUAAGACCGACCAGAUGUGUGUCUGCAUGUUCUGCACUGUUUUAGACCACAAGAACCAUGAUGUUGUUCCUCUGAGAGAAGAAUAUGAAGGAAAGAAGGCCGAGCUGGGGAAGACUGAGGCUGAAGUCCAGCAGAUGAUCCAGAAGAGACGACUGAAGAUUCAGGAGAUCAAACACUCAGUGAAGCUCAGUGAGGAACAAGCAGAGAGAGAGGUAGCAGAAGGUGUCCUGGUCUUCAGCGCUCUGAAGGAGUCUGUUGAGAGAAGCCAGGUGGAGCUCAUGGACACCAUCAAAGAGAAGCAGAGAAAGACACAGAAAGAGGCUGAAGGCUUCAUCAAAGAGCUGAAACAGGAGAUCUCUGAGCUGAAGAAGAGAAGCACUGAGGUGGAGCAGCUCUCACGCUCUGAAGACCACCUCCACCUCCUCCAGAGCUUCAGGACCCUGAACACUGCUCCACGCACCAAGGACUGGACAGGAGUCAGAGUCAGUCCACCUUCAUAUGAGGGGACUGUGGUGAGAGCUGUGAACCAGCUGGAGAAGAAGCUCCGUAAACAGAAGAAGCUGCUGGAGAAGAAGCUCAGUAAACAGAUGAAGAAGCUGCUGGAGGAGAAGCUGAAGAGAGUCCUGCAGUCUGCAGUGGAUGUGACACUCGAUCCUGAUACAGCAAAUCCUUACCUCAUCCUGUCUGAUGAUGGAAAACAAGUUAAACAUGGAGAUGUAAAGAAGAAUCUACCAGACAAUCCAGAGAGGUUUAAUUUUCAUGUUGUUGUCUUAGGAAAGCAGAGUUUAUCUUCAGGUAGAAUUUACUAUGAGGUUCAGGUUAAAGAGAAGACUGGCUGGUGGUUAGGAGUCGUGAGAAAGUCCAUCAACAGGAAGGGAAUCAUCUCAGCGUCUCCUCAGAAUGGUUACUGGACGAUAUGUUUGAGGAAUGAGAAUGAGUACUCAGCUUGGGCUCGCCCUCCAGUCCGUCUCUCUCUGAAGUCCCGGCCUGAGAAGGUGGGGGUGUUUGUAGAUUAUGAGGAGGGUCUGGUCUCCUUUUAUGACGUUGGUGCUGUAGCUCUGAUCUGCUCCUUUACUGGCUGCUGCUUCACUGAGAAACUCUACCCGUUCUUUAGUCCAAGUCUAAAUUAUAAGGGUAAAAACUCAGCUCCUCUGAUCAUCUCUGCUGUCAAUCACACCGAGUAGAACAAACAUUUGUUUAAAGAGAUUCUUUCAUAGAAAAUUGAACAUCUAUAUUUUUUAUCUUUUCAGUAUGUAUGUGUUUGUUUUUCACCUUUGGGUUUUUAUUCCUCUUAAUUAUUUUUUGUAAAUGUUUGACUUUGAUUUGUCUCGUUUUGACUCCAACACAGAUUUUAAACCACUGAUGGAUGAUCUGAUGUUUUCUGAUUUAUUAUAAUAACUGCAUCAUCUGACUUUAGUCACAAAUAAGAAGAAUUCUUUAAAUCCUUAUCUUGGUCUCAAAUAAUGUUUUAUUUUCUUAUUAUUGUAUAUAAAACACAUUAUGAAUAUUAACACAAAUUACUGGAAAAAGGAAUGUAGAACUUAUUCCUCGGUUUAAAAAAAGUUUCAGGGAUUUUGUUUUUCAUCAUUUUCAGGUGGAGGAUCUCAGUCUGGUUCGUUUUCUGAGGUGAAUUAAAAAACUUUUUUCUUAUUGGUAAAUAAUGAAUAAAAAGAAUCAGCUUCUGUGACCAGAGAACAAACAAAUGUUCUUUUAUUAUUUGAAUUUCUCUUCCUCUCUGCAGACGCCUUUUAACCAACAAAAGUUCAUUUCUGUGAUUAUUUGGGACU
This is a messenger RNA of Pungitius pungitius (ninespine stickleback), 2391 nucleotides long. Its product is annotated as zinc finger protein RFP-like. Lineage: Eukaryota; Metazoa; Chordata; Actinopteri; Perciformes; Gasterosteidae. The coding region runs from base 112 to 1788 and encodes 558 amino acids. The transcript has 2 exons. Gene Ontology annotation, molecular function: protein binding; zinc ion binding. The record is from RefSeq and is a predicted model, not a curated record.